Messenger RNA from Callithrix jacchus (white-tufted-ear marmoset), 171 nucleotides. RefSeq names its product serine peptidase inhibitor Kazal type 13 (gene SPINK13). Gene Ontology annotation, molecular function: protein binding. Lineage: Eukaryota; Metazoa; Chordata; Mammalia; Primates; Cebidae. The record is from RefSeq and is a predicted model, not a curated record.
AUGUAUCACCCAGUGGUGGAUCCUUCUUAUGACGCCAACUGCCCUAAUGUGACGUCACCUGUUUGUGCUACAAAUGGCCACACUUACCAGAAUGAGUGUUUCUUUUGUGUUGAAUAGUGGGAAUUUGGUGAUCAUAUUCAAUUUGAAAAAUAUGGAAAAUGUGAUAAAUGA